Molecule: messenger RNA, 3520 nt
Organism: Momordica charantia (bitter melon)
Lineage: Eukaryota; Viridiplantae; Streptophyta; Magnoliopsida; Cucurbitales; Cucurbitaceae
Product: CAP-gly domain linker
Source: RefSeq, a predicted model, not a curated record
AGAAGGAAAAAAAAGGAAGAGAAAUCUUUGCACUGAACGUUUGGACGCAAUUCUCUCAUUGAAUCUCAAUUCUCACUCAUUUUUGGGAUGUAAUUUAGUCAUCAAACGUUCAAUCACAGUCAAUCCCCGCCACAACUGUAACUGCUGUGCCGCCGGCCAUGCAAUACUGCCAACUCUUCCAGCAUUCAAUUCAAUUCUUAAUUGCAAGUUCCCUCAAUAUUCGGAAUCAUGAGUUGUCUUUGGUGAUUUGAAUUUUGAAUUCGGCGGAGAAACAACCCGGAGACUAUCGUUGCGGAGGAUUUCUUUUGUUUGUUGCUGUUGCGGUAUCGAAGAGUCCAGAGUGAUUGAAUUUGAUAUGGUAUUGAGACAAAAAUAUUGGGAUUGAAGGUCAGAAACUUCAAUGAUCAACAGUGAGAACCGAAGAUGAAGAAGUUCUUUUUUAGAUCCAAACAUAACAUAGCUCCUCCAUCAACAAAUGACUGCAAAGCUUAUUGGGAACAUCCAUUGGAGAGUAGGAUGAAUAACUCUAUUGGGGAUAAGGCUGGAAGUAGUCCACAAAGUACCAAGCAUUUUUCUUCCAAAUCUGGGAUGCAAACAAAUGAUAUUGAAAGAUCCAGCACCAGUCCUAAACUUAGAAGGACUCGGUCAUUGUCUUCAGCUGCAUUCGGAGACCAAGGUCAAAUGAACUUUUAUGGUCCGAGUGAUCCAAGUAGAUCACCUGGCUCACAACGGCAACACGAACAAUCAUCUCGUUGCCAGGGUCCAACUUGGGAAAUGCAAUUCAAGGUAAAGCAGAUGGAAGUGCCAAAUGAUUACUAUACCGGACCUGUAAGGCCAUGCUCCAAAACUUGCUAUGAUUCUUCAGGGAAUUCUUCCACUAGCUCCAGUAAUGUUUCAAAUAGGGUAUUAGACCGCUACAUUGAUGGUGAACAACACCAGGAAAUAAGCGGAUCCAAGAAUAAGUAUUCUCAGAAGAAUAAUGGGUGGCGGCCUCCUCGAGCUCAGUGUCUGACACCCUCUUCACCAACAGCUAGCAUUAAAGAUAAACCAAGAUCAUAUUCAUCCAGGGAAGUUAAAAGUUCUCAUUCUCGUUUCUCGUCUAGAGAAUUGGGAGAAUAUGGAUUUGGGAAUGAAUCACCUCGAAGUAUUGCAAAGAACGUUGUUGACAGACUCUCACAGUAUCAUGUUCUGCCUAAAGCAACCUCGAAGGAGCUUGGCGAAAACGUACCUAUCAGAACUACAGAUAUUCAAAAUCAAUCUUUGAACGGAUGUUAUGACCCUAACUUAGAUGUGGUGACCAGACCAUGCUUUCCAACAGACGAACCAUGUGAAACAGUUAGCGGCCCUCAUACAGAGGAACUUUCAGGCUUUCACAAACAAAAAAUUUCCCCUGGACGUAUGUAUGAAGGAUGCAAGUCUGGUGAAACUGAUGGGGACUUGGAUGGAGAAUUGCAAAGAAGCGUUAAAGAAGCAGAUGAGAGGAUUAUGUUUCUGUCUGAAGAACUUGAGCAGGAACGCUUUGUUCAAUAUAGAAAAUUUGAUGUGUCAGAUCUGAUCCAGGUAAUUAAAAAUCUCUCCGAGGAUAGGUUCACUUUGGCACUUGAAAUUUCAAGCCUUCUACAGUCUCGCAUUGCCGAUAGGGAAUCUGCCAAAGAAGAGCUCAGACAGGCAAAUGCAGAAUUGGACUCCAGAACACGGAAACUAGAGAAGGAAAAAACUGAGCUGCAGUUGGGACUGGAGAAGGAGCUAGACAGAAGGUCAAGUGACUGGUCAUUCAAGCUUGAGAAGUACAAGUUAGAGGAGCAGGGGCUGAGGGGGCGAGUUAGAGAGCUAGCUGAACAGAAUGUCUCACUUCAAAGAGAGGUUUCUUCUUUAAACAAGACUGAAACAGAGAAUAAAAGCACGAUAACUAAUCUAGAGCAAAAUGUACUAGACCUGACAACUAGAAUUGAUGAAAAGAAUGAACAAAAUAACUAUUUACAGUUAAACCUCUCUAAAUUAGAAGAGGAUUACAGGGGAGCAACAGAAGGUAUGGAUUGCAUCAGAAAGAAUUUUGAGGAGAAAGAGAAGGAGUGCAGGGAGUUGCAUAAAUCAAUCACAAGGUUAUCAAGGACCUGCAGUGAACAAGAGAAGACUAUUGAUGGUUUAAGAGAAAGAUUAAGCGAGCAAUUUGUUAAUAUUCAACCAGUGGAGAAAUUUGAUAAGCAUUUCGAAAAGUUGAAGAUGGAACAAAUGAGAUUAACAGGGGUGGAAAUGGCUUUGAGAAAGGAGUUAGAAUCUUACAGGGUUGAAGUUGAUUCUCUUCGGCAUGAGAAUAUAAAUAUAUUGACUCGCUUAAAAGACAAUGGGAAUGAGAGUGGUGCUAUAAACUUCAAGUUAGAUAAUGAAAUGUCAAGUCGUGUUUACCAUCUUCAAAAUCAAGGUCUGGUAUUAUUAAAGGAGAGUACUCAAUUUUGUUCCAAGUUACUUGAGUUCAUCAAAGAGAAAGUUGGUCAACUUCAACAAACUAAGCAUAGAAUGGAGCAUAUGAAGAAUGGUUUAGAUGGACAAUUUUUUGUUGAAUCUGAAACGAAAAUUCAGGGCUUCAAGCACGGGAUUGAGAGCCUGACAAUGAGUUUACACAGAACAUCUAUGGUGUUGCAAGCAAAGUCUAAUCCCACUUCUCAGAGUUCAGGUGUAGACAAUGCACUGCAAAUAAAUAGUCAAUAUCCUGAGGAUGUUUUAAGAUCUGAGCUUAAAGCAGAAACUUUAUUAACUAGCCUAUUAAGAGAGAAACUGUACUCUAAGGAGCUGGAAGUGGAGCAGUUGCAAGCUGAACUGGUGACAGCAGUAAGAGGGAAUGACAUAUUGAAAUGUGAAGUACAGAAUCAAAUGGAUAGCCUUUCCUGCCUCACCCAUAAGAUGAAAGACCUUGAACUUCAGUUGCUGAAGAAAAAUGACGACAUAUUCAAGUUACAAAACGGGUUCGAGGAGUCUACAAGGGAAUUAGAAACUCUAAGGGACAUACUAGAGAAAAUUUCAAAGGAGAGAGACAUGGUGUGGGAGGAAGGAAACAAAUACAGGGAAAACAACAUGCUACUGAACUCACAAGUUGAUGAGUUGAAAUCAAAGAUAGAGACAUUGGAAGAGGAAAGUCUGAUGAAGGAAGGUCAGAUAACAAUCUUGAAAGACACUCUUAGGAGUAAAUCUUUUGACCCUCUUGCUUCUCCCUCUUCUUCGUGGGAAUUUCAACUGCGGUAAUAUAAUUGUGGCUGAGGUCUGCAGCAGGUAAAUUGCUCAGUUCAUACUUCAUGAUCGUAUACUUCCAUAUUUUCUUAGCUUUGAUUACUUUACAGAUCUGCUCUUUGAUUUGUUUCUCUCUUUUCUUUUCUUAUCCUCUACUGGGAUCUUCGACAAAGUGGAAGAUUAUAAAAAAAGUGAAAACACAUCAUAUUUGUUUUUGAAUUUGACCAUAUUUUGUUGCUCUAUCUAGUUCACAAGGUUAAGAAGAAGAUAGUUUUGUUGCUGAAUCAAGUUAACU